AUGUUCGAUGCAUUUCUACUAAAGCUUCCGGUGAAGCCAAUCAAUAAACCGGACCAUGUCCCUCCCCCACCCGAGGUCUGGGAAAUAAGGGUUCUUCUAAGCACCACAAUCUGCGAAAUCAAGGAGCUGAUCUGGAUGCAUAGCGAGGGCCACAAUUUAUCGCCUCCAUUCCUUCGAAUCAAAAUGUUCGGUGGACCAGUUGGUGAUUCUUCAUCUUUGGACUCUUUACUCGGUCUCAGUGAACCUCCCGCUUACGAUAACUCGAUUGAUGCGUUAUCCGUUAUCAUCGACUACACUUUAUUCGGCUCUCCAGCCAUUCCACACAGGGACCCGAUACCACUGUAUUUUGAUGUGGUGGUGAAUUCUACCAAUGAAGGCUCUAGAAGAACAGUGACAUACCGUGAAUCGCUUUGUUCUACUGUUAGAAGCAUAAAGGACCAGAUUGCAGAGAAAUACUCCCUCGAGGCCUCUGCGUUUGGCUUGAAAGUCACAGAUGGUGCUAUUCUAGAUGAUGAAUCGACACUCAGAGACGUCAUGGGACUUGACGUUCCACUUCCACGUAAUCAAAGGUUAGUGCUUCAAUUGGCAGAGCGUGGUACAUCACUUCUAAAGAUCUUCCAGAGGACCACAGGCAGGCAUUUUUCGUCCAUCAAUAUAACAAGUGCCACUACGGUACAAGAAGUUAAAGCGGUGGCAUCCAAGUACGCCGGUGUUCCUAUUCAUCUUAUCAGACUUACUUUCAGAGCACAUAUUAUAGCAGAGCCUGCUAUCCCGGAGGAUACGAGGACAAUUCUCGAUAUAUUACAGUGCGGAGGCACUCCUACUGAAGCUUUUGAAGUGGACUUUGAUGUUAAGGAUCAAGCUACAACGUUAAUCAACGGUGAAGAAUGGGCUCCAACGGGGAAUACUUUUGUUGAGGUGGAGGACCUGAAUGGAUCAGUGCGUUUGGUAAACCAAGCGGCUCUUUCUUCAAGCACGUACGAGGUUAAUUUUCAAGGUACUACCGUACAGCUUGAUACAUCAGACUGCAUUAUCAAUGACGAAGAAGGCUACGUUCUUAUAAGUCCUAUGGGGUACUCAAGGAUGAAGAACACAUGGGGAGACAGGAUACAGAAGGCUCAAAGAAGGACAAGAGGUGCUUCGAAUAACACAAGAGUUGAGCCUACCCCGGGAAGGGUUUUACAAUCGAACCCGGUGCUCCAACCACAAGUCAUGCAGCCACCACAACCUACUGAUGCAGCCGCCCCUGUCCAUCGAGCUCACGAAGCCGACCCAACUCAGCUUGCAGAAGAAAUUGCUGAAAGAGAUCAACGUCGUAACAUCGCUGGUCAAAGGCAAACUGUGUUUACUAGGCUAGUCGAAGCGGCGAUGGCCAACCGCCAGAAUCUUCGAAGGAUCGCCCUCAAUGUCUUCUUAAUGGCAAUUAUCAGUUUCGAUUUACUAUUCCUCCUAACAAUACCGAAGUUUGCAGUGUCGGUCGUGGUGCUUACGUUUCUCUACUCUAUUUUCAUCAGAGGAAGGGAUAUUAGUGACUGGCUCAACCAUUGGAUCCUCGGAGAAGGAGCGCCAAACACUAUUCCUUUCAGAAUGGUACGCUUUAUCUCGGCGACGACAAGAGGGGGUUACGACAUGUACCAUUUUAACUUUGAUCGGAUGUACAACUUCAUCUCCACUCUGGUCAUGCUGUUAAGACCAUCAAGAGAGGUUCAUCUUGAAAGGAUGGCCCGGCGGACUGACACGGUGAUGUUCUAUACUGUCUCCGCCUUACAAGAGAUCUGCGGAAUUGUCUUGUUGUUCGUUGCAACAAUCAUACCCACGGUGGAGACUGCUUUCACGGAACGGGAUCUUACAGAAAGAGCGGAGACUCGGGAACGCCUUAUCCAGAAAAUCAAACAAUACGUCGAAGAAGCCGAACACAGAGAAGAUUUCGAAAGUGUAAAAAGCUACAUUGAAAGUUCCGAAGGACCGCUAGAAGAUGUUUAUGCUUCGGAAGAUUGCGAAAGGCUCGUCAAAGCCUAUUUCACAGUUAUCAGAACGUGUACCGCUUCCCCGGAAGACGUGGGUUUGCUUAACACAUUAGCGGGGGAAUCUGCUGCAGCGAGAGUCGCCACACCAAGAGAACAAGAUUAUGAGGCGGGUGAAGCGGAAGAAGAUUUUCAAGAGGAGGCAUCACAGAUUCUGGUUGAGGGGAUCGACCCCAACAGUGGAGCAGAUUGGGAAGAUUUGAGAUCCAGAGAGGGUCGAUUAGCCGCCGAUGCUUUGAGCACUGGAGCUGAGUCUUUCGUUAUAAUGCAGUUCUCCGCCGUUACCAUUGUUGCCGCCUCCGUCGCCGCCGUCUCUGCCGCUUCCGUCGUCACUGAGACUGACCUCCAAUCUACCUUGGUCACCAUCACUGACUGUGGUCCAGAGGUCACUGACUGCCCAGCCAAGUCCUCCCUUGCUCCUCACAACCACACCGCCACUGCUAACGUCUCCUCUUACGAGGGUGCCGCUAACAAGCAGUACGCUGCUGGUGCCGUUGCUUUGGCUGCCGGUGCUUUGUUGGCUUUGUAA
Candidozyma haemuli is the source of this 2553-nucleotide messenger RNA. RefSeq lists its product as uncharacterized. The record is from RefSeq and is a predicted model, not a curated record. The coding region runs from base 1 to 2553 and encodes 850 amino acids. Gene Ontology annotation, molecular function: protein binding. The transcript has 2 exons. NCBI's taxonomy places the organism in Eukaryota, Fungi, Ascomycota, Pichiomycetes, Serinales, Metschnikowiaceae.